Bombus pyrosoma is the source of this 2284-nucleotide messenger RNA. It is a transcript of the gene Coq3, whose product is annotated as ubiquinone biosynthesis O-methyltransferase, mitochondrial. The transcript is spliced from 4 exons. The coding region runs from base 1122 to 2045 and encodes 307 amino acids. Gene Ontology annotation, molecular function: 2-methoxy-6-polyprenyl-1,4-benzoquinol methyltransferase activity. The record is from RefSeq and is a predicted model, not a curated record. NCBI's taxonomy places the organism in Eukaryota, Metazoa, Arthropoda, Insecta, Hymenoptera, Apidae. Gene Ontology annotation, biological process: ubiquinone biosynthetic process.
CUUUGUAUAACUAUUAAUAUCACAACGCCACAAUAUUCAAUAUUUUUUCCAAUGACGCAAUAUUUGACAUUAAUUAAAAAUAAAUGAAAAUUAUGGUCGUUACUGUUACUAUUAUCGUCGAUAGCUAAUUGUUGAAAAAUGAUAUGUCACCGUGAUAAGAUAUGUAAUACAAGUGUAACAAUACAAUUCGGAACUCGUGUCGAUGAAAAUAUGGAAAAUGACAACAUAGUCACAUGUACACUUCCUACGCAAUCAAAACAUACGCGUCGUCUAUGAGUUGCUGCUAGAACUUGUGCGAGUUAUAAGUGAGAAUGCAAAGGGAGUUUGAUGUCACUAGUCACUAUCGCGCAGCGUUUAUAUAUUUGAAAAAUAAUCAUUAUACAAUGUCACUAUUUGCAUUUUUACAGGUAUCAUGACCUCUUUUUCACUUCAUUCGAUAUUUUUCGUUCUUAAUGAUCAUUUUCUGAAAAUUGACUGAUUACAUAUAAACUUGAUUUUGAUCGUUCUGUUAUAAACAUGUACGUCGAAUACAAGAAUGAAAAAUAAGGAAGCAAGAUUCAGCAGGACGCUCCAAAUUCAUUAGAAGUUAUCGCAUAACUAAAAAGAUAUUUAAAGUACUUUCUAAAAUAUUUCAAAAACUAACAAAUGGAGAAAUGAUGUCAAUGAAUGGUCUUUUUUGAGCAAGGAAUAUGAUUGUAUACGCAAAUUUUUUAAAAAUCCAUUUGUUUAAACAACAUAUUACAACCUGGUACUAUCUCGGCAUGAACGGUCUGGCUCAAGUCGGAAAGAGCCGAAAAGAGAGAGAAAGAAUCUUUUGAACCAUUUGGUAUCGGGUAACUCAAACAUUCGGGUGGACUUGAAAAAAGACUCGAGCAGUCUUUCAAUCAAGUGGUAAUUUUCAAGUAUAUAAACGUCGUAUGCAAUAGUGGACCGGUGACGCUAAACUCCCUUUUUGUUUUCGCUUAUAACUAACUCUAGAUCUAGCAACAACUCAUAGAUGGCGCGUAUAAUGUUUUGAUUGUAAGUAAACGUACUUGUGGCUAUGUUGCCAUUUUGUACAUUUUCACUGGAACGAGUUUGUAGUUACGUUGUUCACUCCUCUACACCUCGUUUGUUUUUACAUGUCUUCAAAGUUAACUCGCACUCUCAAAAUUUUUUAUUAUGAUUUUUAUGAAAUAUCAAUCAUGAAAACCACAAAAGUUACACCUUUACGGCUGAUAUCCACCGGCUCUACUUUACGAAACCGGUUAUCUGAACAUACCGAACAGUUCAAAAAAUGUAAUCUAGUAAAGAGAUCAACAGUUGAUCCUGCAACAGUAGAGUUUCAUUCUAAAAUGAGCAGUAGAUGGUGGGACACUAAUGGUGAAAUGCACGCUUUGCAUUCAUUGAAUCCUCUUAGAGUACAAUUUGUUCGAGAUGGUCUAGCAAAUACAGGAUUCAAAAUAAAAUGUCCUUAUUUGCCAUUAGAAGGGAUUAAAAUAUUGGAUGUUGGUUGCGGUGGAGGAUUAUAUUCGGAAUCUUUAGCUAGAACAGGAGCAAACGUGACUGGGAUUGAUGUUUCUUCAGAGUUAAUAACGAUUGCAAAAGGACAUGCUGCUUUGGAUCCUAGUUUAGAUGGAAAAUUAAACUAUGUUCAGACAACUAUUGAAGAUUUUGCAUUAAUUAAUAAAGGAGUAUUCGAUGCUGUUGUUGCUUCAGAAGUUAUAGAACAUGUAAAUAAUAAGGAAUUGUUUUUAAAGUGCUGUGUAAGUACUUUAAAAUCUGGAGGAUCAAUAUUUCUUACAACGUUCAAUAAAACGUUGUCUUCGUGGCUUGGAGGCAUAAUCACAGCUGAACAUAUUUUAAAGCUAAUACCUAAGGGCACCCAUGAUUGGAAUAAAUUUGUCACUCCUGCUGAAAUGCAGUCCAUAUUAGAAACAUGUGGUUGCAAGACAAAAUUGAUUCAUGGACUAUUUUACAAUCCUUUGAAACGAGAGUGGUCUUGGAGGGCCUCAACAGCGAUAAAUUAUGCACUUCACGCGGUAAAGAGAAAAGAAGAGAAAUAAAUGACAUAUUCUAUUCUUUCAUGCAUUAUUAUUUAUUGUUUAUUAUAUUAUAUUAUUUAUGCUUUUAUAUGUUGGUAUUUAUAUAUUUAUUGAGAUUUGUUCAGUAUUUUAUAUAUGUAUAUAUAUAUUGUAAUUUAUAUAUUGAUAUAUGGCACUAUUAUUAUUAUUACUAUUAUAUUAUAUUUUGUGAUAUAUCUAAAAACUAUACCUGACUUAAAAGAAUGAGGUUUAAAUAAGAA